Messenger RNA from Sinocyclocheilus grahami, 777 nucleotides. It is a transcript of the gene taf11, whose product is annotated as TAF11 RNA polymerase II, TATA box binding protein (TBP)-associated factor. The record is from RefSeq and is a predicted model, not a curated record. The coding region runs from base 84 to 701 and encodes 205 amino acids. NCBI's taxonomy places the organism in Eukaryota, Metazoa, Chordata, Actinopteri, Cypriniformes, Cyprinidae. The transcript has 6 exons. Gene Ontology annotation, molecular function: RNA polymerase II general transcription initiation factor activity; protein heterodimerization activity. Gene Ontology annotation, cellular component: transcription factor TFIID complex; nucleus. Gene Ontology annotation, biological process: transcription initiation at RNA polymerase II promoter; RNA polymerase II preinitiation complex assembly.
CUCUUAUUUUGAAACGGACCGGAUAUGGUUGAGUGCAGUCUGUAGAAGUGUUUAUAAACACGGCUGUCGGUCCGAGCCAAAGCAUGGCAGACCCGGCCCGUGUGAGGACCGAUGCGGGGUUCGGCGAGGCGAGCAGGCCCGCGGAGAGACCCAAGCCGGGCGAGGGGUUCAGGGACGCCCCGGGGAGCAGCAGCACCUCCUCUGAACCCGCGGCGGUCCAGACCGCUGCGAAAGAGGAGGGCAGAGCGAGGUCUGCUGCUGGUGAAGAAGAGGGAGAGGGCUCUUCAUCACUGCAUCCUCCUCCUGCCAAAAAACUGAAAGUGGAACAUGACAAGAAAAAGGAGAAGCGGCAAAAAGUUGAUGAAGAUGAAAUACAAAAGAUGCAAGUUUUAGUUUCAUCAUUCUCUGAAGAACAGCUGAACCGCUAUGAGAUGUACAGACGCUCGGCUUUCCCAAAGGCAGCUAUUAAAAGACUAGUUCAGUCCAUCACAGGAUCUUCUGUCUCUCAAAAUGUGGUCAUCGCUAUGUCAGGAAUAUCAAAGGUGUUUGCUGGCGAGAUUGUUGAGGAAGCUCUUGACGUGUGUGAGAAGUGGGGAGAUAUGCCACCUCUGCAGCCCAAACACAUGAGAGAAGCUGUCAGGAGACUGAAGAGCCGAGAGCAAACUCCCAACACCAAACACAAACACAUCCUCUUCCACUGAGUCCCUCCCAAUAAUUAUUAUUAUUUUUAUUAUUACAUUUCUGGUGUGUUUGGAAUGGACUGUUGUCGUCUUCGGU